This is a messenger RNA of Chrysemys picta bellii (western painted turtle), 8375 nucleotides long. RefSeq names its product fibronectin leucine rich transmembrane protein 2 (gene FLRT2). NCBI's taxonomy places the organism in Eukaryota, Metazoa, Chordata, Testudines, Emydidae. The record is from RefSeq and is a predicted model, not a curated record. Gene Ontology annotation, molecular function: protein binding.
UAAACUAGCAAUGUGGGAGGGACUCCAGGAGAGGGGGAGAGAGAGAUGGCUAUCAACUGAAUUCAUUACUGUAAACAUCUCCCUGGGGUGUCAGGCAGGGAGGGGGGAAGAGAGAGAGAGAAAAAAGCACGACUUACAUUAGCAGGGAAUAGUCAGAUCUGGGGCAUCAUAACGGCUAAGAUCAGACUGCAAGCCCAGCUGAAAGCAAGCCCAGGACUAGGAGAGAAAGGGAGACCGACAGACACGCGACUGUUCACACAUAUGUGUCCGGUCCCUCCUGAGACUUCACGGGGUCCUGGGUCUGUGUGGCUCCUCCUCAUGUGAUCCACUCAUCGUCUCCAGCGGAGAAAACGACCAGGCUUGAUCGGGUUCCUUCGGCUUCUCCUUCCCUCCCUUCCUUCCUUUAUUUAUUUGGGGGCAGCGGGAGGGCAGGAAGAGAAGCGCGGAGAGAAAGUGUGCUGGGGAUGCCAGCGCCCUGGGCUGCGCGUUGGAGGAGGAGGUGGAGGAGAAAGGGGGAGGAUGAUGCCGCUGCCUCCUAAGGGAGGAAGGAGAGAGAAGGGGAACGGAGCGCUCCGGAGAGGAGGCUCAGGCAAGCGCCAGCCUGCGGGGAAGCGGAGCCUGCAGGGCGGGCUCGGGCUCCGGCAGCUUUUCGCCCGCACCACAUUGGAUACUGCCAAAGGCGACCAGCACGGCCACCACCAAGGAGAAGCGCCGUCAGCUGCAGCAAAAGUUUUGGUGUGGGGGGCAAAAGGCGCAGAGGGGGAUUAUGAUCGGUGCCGGAGAAGGAUUCCCAGCCCUGCCAGGUACAGAUGGGAUUUCAUUUCUCCCCUUUUCCUCCCUGCUAAUUCCAGUUCCCCAGCAGUUUGCAGCUACCCUCCUACUUCAAUAGAAGGAGGCUUCUCAGAUCCAUCAUCAAGCUGAAAUGAAGACCUUGGAGGCUGAAGAAAGCUGAGUGCACCACUACGUUGCUUCGGAGAAAGGAACUACUGGUCCAGCCAACCUUUCUCCUGACAACUUUUGGUAGCUUUAAAUUGCCGGUUGCUUACCUUGAAAGACACAGUUAUUGCUUUUUUCAGCACACAUGGAGGAAGGCAGAAAAGUGUGUAACCCUGGCUAAUCAAACUUUGGCUUUCCUAUGAAGAGCAGAAGGCCAAUCAUAAAAGAAUUAUUUCACAGUUAGCCUCCUGGACUUUACUUCUGACCUGAUCACUGGACACAAAUACAAGCCGAUUCCAACAAUCUGAGUUUUCACUACCUGUUCUUUAUCAUUGUUUUAAUUUCUCUUUCUUUGGUAUUCUGUUUCUUUAAGUUCAAAAUGGGCCUGUGGACGAGAAUGUGGCCCAAAGAUUGGGCUGCUUUCCUGAAAUCCUGGCUCAUAAUUUCCCUGGGGCUCUGCAUGCAGGUCUCCAAAGCUCUGGCCUGUCCAAAUGUGUGCCGCUGUGACCGAAACUUUGUCUACUGUAAUGAGCGAAGCUUGACCUCAGUGCCUCUUGGGAUACCGGAGGGUGUAACCGUACUCUACCUCCACAAUAACCAAAUUAAUAAUGCUGGAUUCCCUGCAGAGCUGCACAACGUCCAGUCUGUGCACACGGUCUACCUAUAUGGCAACCAAUUGGAUGAGUUUCCCAUGAACCUGCCCAAGAAUGUCAGGGUUCUUCACCUGCAGGAAAACAACAUUCAAACCAUUUCGCGGGCUGCCCUGGCCCAGCUCCUGAAGCUGGAAGAGCUGCACCUAGAUGACAACUCCAUCUCUACUGUAGGGGUUGAGGAUGGAGCAUUUCGGGAAGCUGUCAGCCUCAAGCUUCUGUUCUUAUCUAAGAAUCACCUGAGCAGUGUACCAGUUGGCCUUCCAGUGGACUUACAAGAAUUACGAGUUGAUGAAAACCGAAUUGCCAUAAUUUCAGACAUGGCCUUCCAGAAUCUCACGAGCUUGGAACGUCUUAUUGUGGAUGGCAAUCUCCUUACCAAUAAAGGUAUAGCUGAGGGCACCUUCAGCCAUCUGACCAAGCUCAAGGAAUUCUCAAUAGUACGGAAUUCACUAUUCUACCCUCCCCCUGAUCUUCCAGGUACACAUCUGCUGAGGCUUUACCUGCAGGACAACCAGAUAACCCACAUACCACAUUCAGCCUUUUCAAACCUCCACAAGCUGGAGCGGCUUGAUAUUUCCAACAAUCAGCUCCGGAUGCUGGUGAAAGGGGUCUUUGAUAACCUCCACAACCUGAAGCAGCUCACUGCGCGGAAUAAUCCCUGGUUAUGUGACUGCAGUAUUAAAUGGGUCACUGAAUGGCUCAAAUUUAUUCCUUCAUCCAUCAAUGUCCGGGGUUUUAUGUGCCAGGGACCAGAACAGGUCCGAGGUAUGGCUGUCAGGGAGCUCAAUAUGAAUAUGUUGUCAUGCCCCACCACCACUCCUGGUCUGCCACUUAUCACCCCAGCCCCUGCUACCACCUUGCCAACCACACUGGUUCCCACUUCAUCAGUUCCAACUCCAAGUGAUAAAUACAGUCCUCUCCCACCCAUCACAUCCACACUCCCCACUGUGCCUGACAGGGAGGGCGGAGAAAUGGUGACACCUCCCAUUUCCGAAAGGAUCCAACUCUCCAUCCAUUUUGUGAAUGACACUUGCAUCCAAGUCAACUGGCUGUCCCUUUUUACCGUGAUGGCAUACAAACUCACAUGGGUUAAAAUGGGCCACAGCCUGGUAGGGGGCAUUGUCCAGGAACGGAUAGUAAGUGGUGAGAAACAACACUUAAGCUUGGUGAAUCUUGAACCCAAAUCCACUUAUCGGAUUUGUUUGGUUCCACUGGAUGCUUUUAAUAAUUACCGAGCUGGAGAAGACACUGUCUGUUCAGAAGCCACAACCAAGGCUUCCCACUUAAACAAUGGCAGCAACACAGCCUCCAGCCAUGAGCAGACGACUUCUCAGAAUAUGGGCUCCCCCUUUUUGCUGGCAGGCUUGAUUGGGGGUGCAGUGAUAUUUGUUCUUGUGGUCCUGCUCAGCAUCUUUUGCUGGCACAUGCAUAAAAAGGGGCGCUACACCUCCCAGAAGUGGAAAUACAACCGGGGCCGGCGGAAAGAUGACUAUUGUGAGGCGGGGACCAAGAAGGACAACUCCAUCCUGGAGAUGACGGAAACCAGCUUCCAGAUUGUCUCCUUAAAUAACGAUCAGCUCCUUAAAGGAGAUUUCAGACUGCAGCCCAUUUAUACCCCAAACGGGGGAAUUAACUACACAGACUGCCACAUCCCCAACAACAUGCGAUACUGCAACAGCAGUGUCUCAGAUCUGGAACACUGUCAUACGUGAUAGUGAGGGGAAAGCGAGAUGCAUAGAACUACGAGCAAAAACUCUGGAAAAAAAUACACACACAAAAAAAUUACAUUUGAUAAAUGUUACACAGAUGCAUUUGUGCAUUUGAAUACUCUGUAAUUUAUACGGUGUACUAUAUAAUGGGAUUUAAAAAAAAAGUGCUAUCUUUUCUAUUUCAAGUUAAUUGCAAAUGGUUUUGUAACUCUUUGCUUUUUAAAUCUUUAAAAAAAAUAUUGCUGAAGUACUGUACAGGGUUGUACAAUAAGAACCCAAUGCCAUGGCAAAGGAUAGAGAGACUCAUUCUUCAAACAUUAACCACUUUGCUGUCGAAGCUGUCUGAAGGAUGUAGGUCCCUAGGUAGUCCUGUAGUAUGGGACAUAAGUGUUCAUUAAAACAGGGUCACUAGGGAUGGGCAAAGCCAGUUCUGAUAAAAUGAGUACAAUCCUCUCACCCAAACUCAUAAUGAACUUCUACUGAGGUUCAAACAAGUUGGAGUAACUCUGUUCCCCAUUUGUCACUCUCACCUGUCUCUGUAUUUCCUGGUUCCACCUAGAAGUGGGAGUUCUGAAGUGCUACCAGAGAGGCUGUUUCAGUGGUGUUUUUUUUUUUCCUGAUAUGGAUGGAAACAAAAAAGCAUCAGACACUUUCUGCAAGAUUCAGAGUUCUCUGUAUUCUAUUCAUAAGAGCUAGUCAGAAAAUGGUCCCAAAAUAUCAGAUACAUUUUCAUGAGAAUUUUUUCCCCAUUUUUCAUUAACGUUAAGAAGUUUUACACAUUUUCUAACCAACUUCAAUGGGAAAUGAGGGUGCUCAUCAGCUAUCAGGUGGCUCUCAUCAGAUCACAUGACCUUCUAAGAGAGCAACUUUGGCAGAACUAGCAUGUUCAGUUAAGGCCUGAACCUGUGAGAUGCUGAGUGCCGUCAACUCCUAUUGACAUCAAAUGUCCAAAUCCUAUAGGAAUUGCUAUGCCUUAAUGGCAAUAUACCUAUCCAAAUCACUGAAAGCCUCAUCCAAAAAUCCAAUGAGAUCCAUGGAAAGACUUCCACUGGCUUCUGUGGAUUUUGGAUUAGGCCCUGAUUGGUUUAAUGGCCUGAAUAAAGUUCAGUACAGAGAACUAGGAAGAAGCUACCUGGCAAGUGAGAGAGCUUUUGUUUGUUUGUUUUGUUUUUUGAAAGGCUCUCAGACCUGCUAUGAACUGAAUUAACUUCAGUGAAAUAAUCACAUCAAAUUCCUAUUGUUUUAGGUGAAUGGCGAUAGGCACUAACUAAACAUUUGGUGAGUUGAGGGAUUUGCAUGGAUACUAGUCCAUGCUGCCCCUUUUACUCUCCCUUCUUCAAUCCUUAGUCUUUUGGCCACUUUUUCAACAAUGAUCUGUGCUUUAAAAGUAGUAUCUGGGCCUAGAUUUUGCUGUCUUCUGCCCUCAACUCUUCAGUUGGAAUCAAUUCUGCAUCCCUGGGCUUGACACAGAUUGUAUGGAACAUCAUGCUUCUACUAAAAUCAUGAUGUUGUUCGGAAAGUUACAUAAGGUUCCAGCAACUCCUGACUCCUGUGCUUGCCAAAAGCUCUGGUUCUCUUGCCAGCUCAGUGAUGGAUUUUUAUUCUUUUUUUUUUUUACACUUUGGCGCACUCUGUCUCCUGAGCCUAGGGAACACACACAAGUUCACAACAAAGAGGAAGAAGACCACACAAAUAUCAGUAAGCCCCUCAUACAAAAAGCUCACAGGGCUUGUUUUCUAACAUUUUUUCCAAGGGAGAAGGGAAUGCAUGCAUGCAUGCAUGCUUGCUACAGAGAUCAUAGAAAGGUCCAGCAAAAGUUGGUAUUCCAGUUAAAGUGACCCAUUAAUUAAAGAUUUAACAAAAUCACUCUGAAAAACUUGGGGUUAUAUGAUCAUUGAUUGCUUUGUAUGUUGGGAGAGAGAGCUGUGGUCCUUUCCUCUGUGAAUUUCACCAGGCCCAUCCCUGAACCCCAGCAGUCUUUGAGCGUGCAACUUCUAAAAUGGCAUGAAAACAUUUCGCUUCUGCACUGAAGAGAUUAAUCUGAUCUUUAGUUGUAGAUGGCAAAGUACAAUCAUUAUCUGAGGAACUACACCCUCCCCACUGACACCUUUUAUAAUCCCAUUUGGGAAUUCCAUUCUAUAUUCUGUAUAUUUGCUAUUUUCUCCGGCUAUAACCGGUAUUUUAGGCAACCUGUGUGGCUACUGUAAUAGUAAAGUCACUGAAAUUUUGCUGAAUAAAAGGCUGCCAUAUGAUCUCAAAUUGUGUAAUUUUAGGUAGAAAAGUCUAUGCAAAGUGUUUUUUCCUAGUAUGUGACCUAUUUACUCAAGAUAACUGAGAGAAGGCUGUAUUUUUUUGUUUGUUAGUUUAAUAUGUUUUAGCUGCCCCACACGACGAGCAGCAAGACAUGUGCAUGUGCACACACCUGUGGCAUGCGGUAUACAUGAAAGUUUAUUUUAGAUUAAGUAGAGUUAGUGAAUUCAUUCUGGGCAUGGAUGUAGUAUUUAAUUUCACUGAAAUAGCUAAUUAUAUGUUUGGUUUGAAAAAGCCACCUCACAUAUUUAAUAAUGGUUCCCAAUCAUUGGUAUGUAUACCAGUACUGGUACUUCAUGCUUCGAUGUCUGAUACCGUAAGUACUUUUCUCUUCUGUAAUUCUAAUCAGCUGAACUAGGUCUUAGUAUAUCAUAGUUACUAGAGCUAGGUGAAUUAUUAAUACCAAAUUGCCUCUUCAGUGAGUUUAGCCCUUUAUUUCCAAUUGUGAAUUAUCUAUGCACAGAUUGAUUGAUAUGAUUGUGCUUGCUAUUCAAAAUUGUUUGAUGAAUACUCCUGUGAAUGUGAUCCAGACGAGGGGUUGUUCACAAACUGUUCAGUUUGACUAUAUCUUGGACUAUUCAUGGUGCGUGACUGGGCCAGCUAAGUCACAUGUCAUUAAUUCUGCUCCCUGACUGAUGAUGGGAACUUUUAUAAACAGCAGGAGGGAAAUCCAAGAAAUUUCAAAGAUGACAGAGUUUGGGCUUCGGGUAGUGAACCCUUGUGCAAAUAUAUUGGCAUGGAGUGUUCAUAGGACUCAUUUUACAUGAACGUUAUGUUGAAAAAAAAAACCACUUAUACCAGAUUUCCCUGAAAAACAAAUUGAAAGAACUGGGAGUACUAGCUCAACAAAUUCACUGUUUUAUUCAAACAAAAGUUUAGAUAUAUGUUUUGGAACACACAACAAAGUUUGGAUUAUUUCAAAUUAGGUUCCACAGUCAUACAAACGGCUCACACUCCAUUUUAGCACAUAGUUGACUACGCUUCAUUUGGUGGAGGUUUUCAAAAGAGGCUGGAUAGCCGUCUGUCUUGGAUGGUUUAGACACCACAAAUUCUGCAUCUUGGCAGAGGUUAGACUAGAUGACCCUUGCGGUCCCUUUGAUUCUAUGAUUCUAAGAAGGUGAUAGGCACUAGCUGAAGUCUGAGUCUGGUAAAAUGUCUGAAAAGACUGGGAACCGCUCAGCUAAAAAUAAAUGUUGACAAAUAUUUUUUUUGUGAUUGGACAUUUAAUAUUAAAUUAAUAUCACAAGCUUUCAUCUUGUACAGAGUAUAUUCCAAACAGGCUUCAUAAAUGCUGCAGAUUAUGGGAUCUGCCUCAAUUAGUGUAAGAUCUGCAUACUUACAUUAGCUAGCAUACACCAUGGAGAAAAGUUUCAAAUGUGUGCACACAAAACCCAAGCAGAACCUCUGAAAUGUGCAUUUGCUAAUCCUGAUUUCCAUAGAUCUGGGUGUACACAUUCAUUAGGGUCUACGUGCUCAGGAGUUGGACUUGUGCACAAAUGAAAGUCUGAUCCAUUUUUUACAAUAGACCCAUUCACCUCAUGUGAAUAUAUAGAACAGAUCACUGUGGGGAAUAAAAAGGGUUGGAAUGAAAUGAUGUAAAUUAAAUAUCAUGAAAACAUCAAAAGAACUGUGAUUUGUACUCACUGCAUUGGUUUUCCAAAGACUUUUUCUUUACAAACUAGUCCCAAUUUUCAUAUACUCUGUCAAUGUGACAAACAUUCAUAUCAUGUAGUUUAAAAGCAGAAACAAACAGCUGGAGGUCGCACAUCUUUAAACUGUAUGGUUUGCAUUGAGGAGGCCAUCAAUAGACUUCUUUGUAAGAAUAUUUAUGUUCUGUAUUCCCCACUUCCCCUGGCUGAAAAUACAUUAGGAGUUUUCCAUGUGGGACAAUAAAUACAUAAAAUGAACCUGAUAUCAAAUAUGACAAUGAAGUAGCUAAUGCUACAGUUCCAUUUGCUACUGGACCAGCUCACUUUUUAUUUUAUUUUUUCCAAUCAUUUUAUAUCUUUAUCAGAGUGAGAAAAUUCUUCCAUCUGAGGAAAGAAUCCCUCCAAAAUUGCAAGCAAAGAAAUCCAAUUCUUAAUGUAUAAUUGGUGUAGUCUUCAGAGAACUAAGUAAGGCACUUUUUUUAAUGACACUAAAUAGCAGUUUCAGUCUCAGCUUUUGACAGUGAAGUGGUUAAUUUCCAUUGAGUCCUUUGUUUAUAGCAUUUCUUUGCUCUAACUUAUAACAGAGACAUUAAAGUUUUACUUUAGAAUAUGAGAAUAAUGGUUUUACUCAUGACUUAUCUUUCCAGCUGCAUGAAAAAACAAAACAGAAAUUAGUGCCAAAAACAAAAGUAACUAGCUCUAAGCUUCAUCAAAUCCUGUCUGAUACUCUCCUUUUUACACAAAGGAUAAUUCUAGGAAGCUGAAGCUGACAUUCUUCCCUAAGAUCUACAGGAGAGGUCAGUUUGGAUCACAGAAGACACUAGAGGAUGCUUGUAAAAGAUUUAUUUGUGAAGUUUUUGCACAAGCAUGGUACUGUAUUUUCUCUUCAAUAAGACAGUUCUUUCUAGUAGCACACCCAGCAGUCUAGCACAAAGGGGAUGCAGCAAGCAUUGACUAUAUUGGGGACUCUAAACGAAACACAUCCCAUUAGAGUUAAAUUCUGAGCCUCUCGAAUACAGACAAGGCACGGAACAAAUUGUCAUGAAUACUGGGUCCCAGAUAUAGUGGCUCCAAAUAUAUUAAUUGAAAAAUAAUCAUAAAACAUUGUUAUUAAUUGA